UAAAAGUAAGAAAGAUAAAAACAGGGCCCAUUUUUCUUCUCUGGCCAAUUAAACCCACUAUUUUCUCUCUUCAAUGCUGAUCCUUAUUUGGACAACCUUGCAAGCAAACCCAUCAAGCAAGAAUCUUUGUGUCCUCAACUGAUGAAAAUGGAGAAAAGCUGGCUUCUGGCUGUUCUCCUCCUCCUUCACUUGCAUACAAUUUCAACAGUAGCUGCUUUUUCUAUGGGUGGAAGUGUUGGUGUUGGUAUUGGUAUUGGCAAUGUAGGUGGUGGUGAUGGUGGUGGUGGAGGCGGUGGAGGUGGAGGUGGAGGUGGAGGUGUUUGGAUUGGUGGUGGGAUCAACAAUCCAACUCCAACUCCAACUCCAACUGGUUCUGGUUCUUCAGUUCCAAAGCUCAGCAGAGCUUACGCUGCUCUCCAGGCAUGGAAAUCUGCAAUUACAGAUGAUCCAUUUAAGAUUUUAGACACUUGGGUUGGUACUGAUGUGUGUUCUUACAAAGGAGUGUUUUGUUCAGAUUCUCAAGAAGAGAUGAAUGAAACACCUGGCCCAGUUGUUGCAGGUAUAGAUCUCAAUCAUGCAAAUCUUCAAGGCACUCUUGUGAAGGAAGUAUCUUUACUAACUGAUAUGUCACUACUUCACCUCAACAGCAACAGGUUUUCAGGCACACUUCCUGACACUUUCAAAGAUCUUUCUUCACUCCAAGAGUUAGACCUUAGUAACAACCUCUUCUCAGGUCCUUUCCCUAUAGUUACUAUAUACAUUCCAAACCUCAUUUACUUGGACCUCAGAUUCAACAAAUUCUCAGGUCCACUUCCUGAAGAUCUCUUCAAUAAGAAACUUGAUGCAAUCUUUGUCAAUAACAACCAGUUUGAAGGCCAACUUCCCCCAAACUUGGGGAACUCUCCAGCUUCUGUGAUAAAUUUAGCUAAUAACAAGUUUAGGGGAAACAUCCCAACUAGUUUUGGCUUCAUGGGUUCUAAACUCAAGGAAAUAUUGUUUCUGAAUAACCAAUUAACAGGGUGCAUUCCUGAGGGAGUUGGGCUCUUCACAGAUAUGCAAGUCUUGGAUGUGAGCUCCAAUUCAUUGAUGGGUCAUCUGCCAGACACCAUUUCUUGCCUGGAAGAUAUUGAGGUUCUCAAUUUGGCACACAACAAACUGUCUGGGGUUCUGCCAGACCUGGUUUGUUCUCUGAGAAGCCUGUUGAAUCUGACUGUUUCAUACAAUUUCUUUUCUGGGUUCAGCCAAGAAUGCUCUAAGCUGUUCUUCAGGAAUGUGGGCUUUGACUUCUCAGCAAAUUGCAUUCCUGGGAGGAACUUACAGAGACCUCAGCCAGAAUGUUCUGUGAUUCCAGGAGGUGGGUUGAAUUGUCUGAGAAUCCCAGCUGCACAGCCUCUUGUUUGUGGGUCACUGGGUGUAGCUUCAGACACUAAUACAACCUCCUCGCCUCCAUGAGAGAAGAGACAGAACCACUACCGGUACCAUGUAUAACAGGUUGGUCAUGGUUGUAUGAUUAUUUAGUACUAGCAAUUAAAAUUUUGAGCUUCCUAAUUUAUUUCUUCACGAAUUCAGUAUAUCCAUAAAUAAUCAACAUGCCCAGAAAUUCAAGUA
This is a messenger RNA of Quercus robur (English oak), 1608 nucleotides long. RefSeq names its product leucine-rich repeat extensin-like protein 4. Bases 142 to 1452 code for a protein of 436 amino acids. NCBI's taxonomy places the organism in Eukaryota, Viridiplantae, Streptophyta, Magnoliopsida, Fagales, Fagaceae. Gene Ontology annotation, molecular function: protein binding. The transcript has a single exon. The record is from RefSeq and is a predicted model, not a curated record.